UUGUUUAGGAAGAAGACUUUGGAGUCAGAUUUAGAAAGACGUCUUGAGAUUGAGAAAUCCGGAACACCGGAUGUUAGUGGAGAAGUUUUGCGAGAACUGGAAAAACCGCUGGACUACGAAAUCGAAACUGCCCAGCAAUUCCAAGCAAGAAUGGCUCAUGUACGUAGUUUGAUGAGCGAACUCCUUGUAAGAACAAAUCUCAAUGAAUGGGCUGCCCAUACGGAAAUGGCUGAACAAGAAAGUGAAGUAGUGAUGAAGAUCAGAGAUGCAUGUAAAGCCAGAGAAAUGCUAAGAGAGGCAUUGCUGGAAAGCCAAGCGAAAGCUGAAAAAGCAAUGGCUGAGAGGAAAACUCGUUAUGAAGUUAAGAUUUCUCAGUUUUUGGCAGCGAAACCUGUUCAAGAUUGUUUUAGGAGCUACAAAGACUCGAGGCAGAACUGGAAGCUUGCUCAGCUGAAACAUGGCUUGCAGUCACAGAAAAGAACAGGUGGGAGAUUCAAAUAA
This is a messenger RNA of Cylicostephanus goldi, 501 nucleotides long. The record is from the annotation of a GenBank genome assembly. NCBI's taxonomy places the organism in Eukaryota, Metazoa, Nematoda, Chromadorea, Rhabditida, Strongylidae.